AUGUCAGAAACAAAAGGUUCAUUGCUCUUAGCUUGGCAAGUCAAGGAUAAACAUUGUUUAGUUAUUGGAUCUGGUGAUGUUGCCUUAUCCCGUAUACAACAUUUGAUUACUGCUCAAGCAAAAAUCACUGUGAUUACAGGCACGUCUAAACUCCACCCAAAGAUACUUCAAUUGAAUGAACAAGGCAAGAUAUUCAACUUAGUUCAACGUGAUUACCAAUCAAAUGACUUGACUUUAUACGAAAAUAUAAAUUCCAGAGUGAAUGAUUUGGAUUUGGUAACAGAGGAUAACUAUAAAUUUAUCGAUCAACAAGUGUUUCAAGAGGUUUUUGCUGUUGUAUGCUGUUGUAUUGAUGAUUAUGAGUUGUCUACCAAGAUAUAUUAUCAAUGUAAAUACUUGAGAUUACCAGUUAAUAUUGCCGAUAAGCCAAACCUUUGCGAUUUCUAUUUUGGAUCCAUGAUAAACCAGGACAAUUUACAGAUUAUGAUCAGUACAAAUGGAAAAUCUCCUCGAUUAUCAAGAAUGAUCAAGGAGAAUAUUGCUAAAGAGUUUGAGGACGUCGAUUUAAAUAAAGCUAUUGAGAAUUUGGGUUUAAUUAGAAGCAGAUUAAGAGAAAUGAUUUUAAUUGAUGAUGAUUUAAUGACAAUUGAUACGAGAAUGACAUGGAUCAAGAAUUUAACUGAUUUCUUUAGUUUGAAAGAAUGGAGCGAGUUAGAUUUGAUCCCUCCUAGUUCUACACCUCCACAUGAUAACAGAUUUCAAUAUAUUGACAACAUUAUAAACUUUUUUCCAGAUUAUCCUCCAAAGGACUAUGAAGAAUUCAAAGACGCUGUAAUUAGAUGA
Messenger RNA from Candida tropicalis MYA-3404, 843 nucleotides. RefSeq names its product bifunctional precorrin-2 dehydrogenase/sirohydrochlorin ferrochelatase (gene MET8). Gene Ontology annotation, molecular function: protoporphyrin ferrochelatase activity; precorrin-2 dehydrogenase activity. Gene Ontology annotation, biological process: siroheme biosynthetic process. The coding region runs from base 1 to 843 and encodes 280 amino acids. The transcript has a single exon. The record is from RefSeq and is a predicted model, not a curated record. NCBI's taxonomy places the organism in Eukaryota, Fungi, Ascomycota, Pichiomycetes, Serinales, Debaryomycetaceae.